Molecule: messenger RNA, 992 nt
Organism: Sebastes umbrosus (honeycomb rockfish)
Lineage: Eukaryota; Metazoa; Chordata; Actinopteri; Perciformes; Sebastidae
Gene: ccl20b
Product: chemokine (C-C motif) ligand 20b
Exons: 6
Coding region: 336-653 (105 amino acids)
Biological process (GO): inflammatory response; cellular response to tumor necrosis factor; positive regulation of GTPase activity
Cellular component (GO): extracellular region
Molecular function (GO): CCR chemokine receptor binding; chemokine activity
Source: RefSeq, a predicted model, not a curated record
CUAUCAGCCGUGUGUAUUGAACUUGUAAAAUCCUCAAAGUUUAGUGUGGACUUACGUAUUUUUUCGCAUUUCUGAAGCCAAAAACGAGAGAGAAGCGAUGUCGGUUAAGUAUUAUACAAGUGUGGAAUCAAUAACUCUGAGGCUGAAUCCAUUUAAAAUCAACAAAAGCUCCUUCCUUUGCUCCAAGGGGUUGUUAUUUCUUGGCCAGGAGCAAGUGGUCCGCGAAGAGUCAUCCCCCGGCCCCUACAGUACAGCACGUUACACCGCUCACUGUAAACUACUGCAGCAGCACGCUAAGACCGGCAGAGCCAGCAGCACUCCAACUAUAAGAAACCAUGGCAAGCAGCAGAAUUUGUCUCCUGGCAGCUUUGUGCUCCCUCAUCAUCCUCACCAUGUUCAUCGGCAGCACACAGUCAGCAAGCUGCUGCAUGAGGUACACCAACCGUCGGUUCAAAUGCCAACGGCUGAUGGGCUAUACCAUCCAGACCAUCAACACUUCCUGCGACAUCAACGCCGUCAUAUUCCACCUCCCAGGCAGGUUCGUGUGUGCCGACCCUUUGACCAAGUGGACUCAGAGAGGGAUGCAGUGCAUCGAUGACAGGAGGAGGAUGAGCAGUCAGAUCAUCGCCAGGGAAACCACCAAAUCAGCAUAAGCUCUAAUAUCUGCAGUACAUGACUCCCCAAGAAGCACCCAAGAACCCUGAUAGGGACUGACAUGGGAUUUUUGUGAAAUUAUUAUAUUAUAUUUUGGUAUAUUUGUUCUGUUUUAUAAACAGGGAAGUGUAGUAUUCUGAAUACAUAGUAAACUGUACACUAGCGACAAAGCAUCAACAAAGAAUUAUGAGAACAUUGUUUUUCGAGAAGUAUAUUUGUAAAUCUUUUGUUGAUGAUGCAGUGUUGAUGACAUUUCAGAGAAAUGGUGUAUGAAAGUGGGAAGUUUUGAUUGUAAUUUAUAUUGUCGAAGGAUUUAUUAAAACAGAAGUGCUUGAUAA